ACGGCCGAGAUCCUGGAGCUGGCGGGCAACGCGGCCCGCGACAACAAGAAGACGCGCAUCAUCCCGCGCCACCUGCAGCUGGCCAUCCGCAACGACGAGGAGCUCAACAAGCUGCUGGGCCGCGUCACCAUCGCGCAGGGCGGCGUGCUGCCCAACAUCCAGGCCGUGCUGCUGCCCAAGAAGACCGAGAGCCACCACCACAAAGUCCAGAGCAAGUAGUGUCUCAUAUGCAGUAACACCUAGCCAGUGAUCUUAACUUCCGGACGGGAGGGGGGAAACCCCGAAACUGACCCAAAGGCUCUUUUCAGAGCCACUCAAAG
Suricata suricatta (meerkat) is the source of this 320-nucleotide messenger RNA. RefSeq names its product histone H2A type 1-A-like. Lineage: Eukaryota; Metazoa; Chordata; Mammalia; Carnivora; Herpestidae. Gene Ontology annotation, cellular component: nucleosome. The transcript has a single exon. Gene Ontology annotation, molecular function: structural constituent of chromatin; protein heterodimerization activity; DNA binding. The record is from RefSeq and is a predicted model, not a curated record. The annotation marks the transcript as partial.